GGUUAGUAAGAUGGCGGCGGCUGUCUGUGAUGGAGAACUGGAGGGGGCAGACUGGGUGCUGCCUUCAGAGGUGGAAGUCUUAGAAUCCAUCUACUUGGAUGAGCUACAGGUGUCUAAAGGAAAUGGCAGAACUGUGCCCUGGGAAAUCUGCAUCACUCUAUAUCCAGCAACUGCUGAGGAUCAGGACUCACAGUAUGUCUGCUUUACUCUUGUGCUUUCUGUGCCCACUCAGUAUCCCAAUGAAGUUCCAAAGAUAAACAUUCAGAAUCCUCGAGGGCUAUCGGAUGAGCAGAUCCAGAAGAUUUCUCAGACACUACAGAGUCUUGCUGAGGAACAUCUGGGUACAGCCAUUCUUUAUGAACUAAUAGAGAAGGGAAAGGAAAUCCUCACAGACAACAACAUCCCUCAUGGACAAUGUGUGAUUUGCCUAUAUGGCUUCCAGGAGAAUGAAGCUUUCACAAAGACUCCAUGCUACCAUUACUUCCACUCACAUUGCCUUGCCAGUUAUGUAGCACAUAUGGAAGAGGAGAUCCGUGUACAGAAAAGGGAGACAGAGCAGACUUUGUCAUCUUUACCAAAAGAGGACGUUGAAGUACAGUGCCCUGUGUGCAGGGAGCCUCUGGUGUAUGACCUUGCAACACUGCAAGCAGCACCACCACCUCAGCAGACAAUGGAGAUAUACUGCCCUGAUGCAAAGACACUACAGCACAGGGAACAACUGCGUCUCAUCUACCAGAAACAGCAGGAGAAAGGUGGCAUCAUUGACCCUGAAGUAGAGAGAAACCGCUACUUUAUCAGCCUACAAAAGCCCCUAGAACAUACAUCCAUCUCAGAAACUGUCUCAAAUGCUGAAAAGCAGCUGGGCCCCCUGGCAGCCUCAGAACAUACUCUGGGAAUAGCAAAAGUUGUACCAGCAAGGAAUGAGUCUGAAAAAUCAGAGAGACCAUCUUUCCCUUUGCAUCACCAUAGCAAGAGAGAGAGGACUCGAGGGGAGAGGCCACCUUUACGAAGCCCAGGCCAGCAACUACACUGCAAGCCUUUGCAGGCACCAGCAGAAACUUGCUAUCUCUUCACUGUUGAAGGAGAAUCCAAAACUUUUGGUUGGAGAGCCCAUUGUAAGAAGGACAGAGGAAACUGUGGAAAGUACAACCAAAACUUUCUGAAAUCUCGUACCAGAGAACAAGUAUCUGCAUGCACUGAUAAUAAAGAGCUAUGCACUGGAAGUACCUUGCCAGCCAAAGAGGGAACUUACUUUAGAGAAGAGAACAUUGGUAUGCAGAGGUGGACACCAAAGCAGGAACUUGAAACUCUGGACAAAGAGGAGGAUAGCCUGGAGAUAAGCCACCAUGAGGUCAGGAGAUCCACUAGGUGGCAGGGUCAGCAUGCAAUGCAGGAUUGCAGACGAUGGGGAAAAUCCAGAGGAAGAGAACACGGAUCUUAUUCUAGAAUGCCAAGAGGUCGAGGGUGGUCCAAACCCAAAACAAGUGGAGAACCACAAGUCCAGCAGACCAAAGAAAGCUCUUAGUAGGAAAAGGUUGAGGCAUGCAGAGUUCUAGAAGAGAAGAAGAUUGCUGUCGUGUUGUCAAUCACUAGUCUCUGAGAAGAAAGUGCAGCUGACUUGGAAUUCUCCUCUGACACAUAGGUGGUCUUCAUUUUGUGGAGCAGUAAUGAGCUUUCCUGAGAUCAUGAUACUGCCCAGGGAAUAUGGUAAAGCAUGAUUGUGAACCAAAUGCUGGUAUUAAUGGAUAAAUUAUAGAAUCUUGUAGCAAAUCAGCUGUGCUACAGUGGUCUUGAUGGGAUAUGGGGAGGAGUCAGUUCCUUGAUAUGAAACUUCAAAGUGUAGUUUUCAGCCCUUUACUCUUUGGUAUUUAAAAACAAAUUUAUUAAAAACAAUUCUCUUUGCAGAUGAGCUAUAGUGUAGCACAGUAUAGACAGCAUCAAAGGUAUUGACAAAUCUUGCUACACUUCUGGGCAUUAAGAGUUAUUGGUAUUUGAUGUGAUGGUGGCAUUGGUGUCUCUAAAAAGAGUGAGUGUGAGUCUUGACAACCCAUUAAAGUUCAGACGUUGUUAAGUGUACUGUUAAACAGAAAGGGCUGUGUUCAGUUUCAGAAAGCUGUGACCAGACUGCUGGAUGCUGAAUCCUCUGUUGGCUACUUAUAAUGAGUUGGAACUCAGCGGCAGUCAGCUUUGAAUGGUGAGCACUGAACACGCCUAUUUUAAAUAGCCAAAGGGCCUUUGUCUCUCAGGGAAGAGCAAGUUCUGAGAUAGCCAGUAUCUUAGAAUCUGGAUUCAGGAGUACCAAGCCCCUUAGUUCCAGGUAAUAACAUGCCUGAACUACUAAAUAAGAAGCUGUAGAGACACAAUUGAGGUACCUCUAAUCAUCACAAAUGUGACUGACACCCAGCAGUCAUACUCUAAUAGUGACCUUCUUUCUUCUAAGUUUUAGUUCUCUGCCUCAGGCUAUUUUGGAAUCCUGUAACUUUGGGACAGAACAAACAUUCUUGAGUAAGAUGUCACCCUAUGCAUUCUAAUUUUUGGUAACCUGUGUGUGUGUACAUGUGCACACAUGCACACACACCUGAUGUGAGAAAUAGCUCACCAUUUUGUAGGAGAUAACCCUUUUACCAAUUCAUUCCUAGUUUAUACAGUCCCGCUGUCCAACUUUUCAUGCACUAAGCCCAAUCUUCCCUUUAAAAGUCCAUUUUGCUCAGAGAGCCCAUCUAAACCUGCUGUGUGUAUAUUUGGACACUGUGCCAAACUUAUGAGCCGUACUUGUUACCUACUAUUUGCCAUUUUGCCAGAUGUUUGGGAUAUGCACACCACAAAAGUGUUUUGGUCUAGGAUGUAGGAAUGUAGUUGACCUGUUUAGGCUCUGGAAAAGCACAUCAUUCUCCUAAUUAAUGCUUUACCAUUUGACCUCAUAAUUUUGCGUUUGCACUGGCUGUGUAAUAAGAGCGACCUUGCAGACAGGUCUGGCUCAAAGUAUCUUGUUGCUCAUGGGCAGUUUGAAUUAGGUAAAUGACAGGGAAGGUUAUACUUCCUCCCAUGUCUCUGACAUGGGAACUUGCCUUGGACCUGAGUUGUCUGCACUGUCUGCACCACCACUUGCCUUAAUUUGCAGUGCUCCUGCCAGCCACUUCACUUACUCAUGCAGUGAACCAGUCAUGCUUACACAGUACCAUGGAAAUAUAGUAAUGUGUUAAUUUCUACCCUUUAAAUCUAGAGGAUGGUAUACAUACAAAUGUCAUUAUGAGCAACUCUAACAAAGGAUUGAACUGAGAUUGACCUACUUCAUAGGUCUGUGGUGAGAUGGAAUUUGUGACGAUAUGGUACAAAACCUGAAAGUAUUAAAAGUAAUCUGAAUAAA
Molecule: messenger RNA, 3367 nt
Organism: Eublepharis macularius
Lineage: Eukaryota; Metazoa; Chordata; Lepidosauria; Squamata; Eublepharidae
Gene: RNF25
Product: ring finger protein 25
Exons: 10
Coding region: 11-1525 (504 amino acids)
Biological process (GO): protein ubiquitination
Cellular component (GO): nucleus
Molecular function (GO): protein binding; ubiquitin protein ligase activity
Source: RefSeq, a predicted model, not a curated record